Messenger RNA from Anolis carolinensis (green anole), 3392 nucleotides. It is a transcript of the gene phldb3, whose product is annotated as pleckstrin homology like domain family B member 3. The transcript has 16 exons. Bases 408 to 2357 code for a protein of 649 amino acids. NCBI's taxonomy places the organism in Eukaryota, Metazoa, Chordata, Lepidosauria, Squamata, Anolidae. The record is from RefSeq and is a predicted model, not a curated record.
UGUGCGUCAAAGCCUCAAUCCUAGACACCUUCUCUAUGGAGAAAAAGGAAAUAGGGAAUUUCCCAUCUUUUUUUCUGCUCCAACCCUAGAAAACUGCAGUAGAGAGAUUAUGGUCAGGAUUCUCAUUUGGUUUGUCUUUCAUUCCUUCUUUGCUACCAUUAGUGCAGUUCCUUUGCAGGCUGCUUUCACUCUCUCUCCCUCCAUCCCUUGCUUUUUUCCAAGCUCUGAUGUCACAAGUUUUGUUUGGUUUCUUUUUUCCCCCUGUAAGGCAAAGGGUUGUAAAACUUGUUUGAACACCGGGAGGGCAGGAGCGGAGCCUUUGGAGGCUGACACUGCAAGGGAAGGCAGCGAGAGAAGGUAGGAAGGACAGCACAUUCCAAGACACAGGAACCAUGUGCUGCUGAGCAAUGGUGCUCCAGAACACGAAAGCCAUGGGAGUUUUGAGCCAGUCGGAGCUGUGCCCUUCGCCAGCCGCCUUGGAGAAGGACCAUCUUGAGGAGGGACCCAGUUGCCACCAAGUCCUAGAAAAGGAGACAUCUCCAACCCAGAGCAGUACAGAAGGUGACUCCCUUUCUUCAGAAAAUGGAUCCAGUCCCAGAGGCAGCUCUAGCAACUGUAUAGAUGAUGAAGCCAGUAGCACUGAGAGUGCCAAGAAUGGGAAUGGGAGCCUGUGCGCAUCAAGAAAUGGGGGCCACUUGGAAGGGGAAGCAGCAAGAGAGCAGCGUGAUCAGAACAAGAUUGUGGCUCUGGAAAAUGAGAUCAAGGACCUGCAUCACCGGAAGAAGGAGCUCAAUAUCGAGAUGGACCUGGAAGGUGCUUUGGUGGAAGGAGAAUUGAACGACGAGAAGCAUGAAUUGAGGUGGGAAGAGGAACGGCUACUGGAGCUGCAGAGGCGGCUUUUUGAGACAGAACGCAAGUGCCACGCCGAGCGGGAAAAGGAGAAGGCACGGCUGCAACAGGAGCGUCACAAGGUAGAAGAGUUGCAACGGCAACACGCUGAAUCGCAGAUUCACCUUGACAGCCAACCCGAAUCGAUGCGGGAGCGAAUGCAGAGCCAGCUGCAGGAGACAUCUGAAAUGCUGGAAGGAGCCCUAAGAUGCUACGAAGACCUAGAAUUCCAGCAGCUCGAGAGAGAGAGCCGGUUGGAAGAGGAAAAAGAGGCCGCUUGCCAGGCGCUGGCUGAAGAAAUCACUCAGUUACAGAACAGCAUCAAUAAGAGGAAGAGAAUGGUGCAGAGGCUGGAGGGCCAGGCCCGCUUGACGCAGGAGCAGAUGGUGGAUGAGUGCCAACUAUUUGCACAGGAGACGGGAGAAGCUGUAAGGAAUCUUAAUGCGGAAAAAAAUCGCCUGAUGACCAUGGGCCAAGGACAUUUGAAGGAGCGUGAGGAAGACUCCCCAGAAGAGAGGCAGGGUGUUACUCAGCUCACUUUCACCCAAAAGACGGAUCGGAAACUCAUUGUCUUGGGCUCGGACCAAUCUGACUCAUCUUCCUGUGUCUUCUCCGUCCACAGUUCUGUCAAGGGUUCCUUUGGAUUACAGCGGACAGCGAGUCUCCCUCGUAGACGUGGGGAUCGCCUCCCACCCAGGAGUGCCCAGCGCCCCCUCUCCCUGCAUGGUGCUCUGGACCCCAGCAUCCUUGCAGCACAGCUCUCGGGCAGAAACCUGGGCAGUCCAAACUUACAAUUCUCACGCCUCAACAACCCCCUUUAUCAGCUACUUGGUGCCCAAGGGGCUGUAGGGCAGCUGGGAGGAACCACUCAAGAAACCUACAGCCUCGGGACCUGCGUCACCAAGUUGGCUGAGAUGGAGCGAAGGGUGCGGGAGGCCAUGGCUGAGAGAGAGCGGCUGCUGCAGGAGAGGGAAAUUAAGAAAGCAGCCAAGGAGGCAAAACCCAUGGAGCUGCCCCCAUCAACUAAGAUUCCCCGUCCAGUGGAGAUCCGAGAACCCAAACAAAUUGCAUUUGACCUGCGGAAACACCUGGAGGCAUCAGGACACAGUCUGGACACCUGUUCACAUGUGCGGGUGACCAGCAAGUCUUGCAAAGGGUAUCUGGUCAAGAUGGGAGGUAGGAUCAAGACUUGGAAGAAACGCUGGUUCACCUUUGAUCGCCAGAAACGUGUCUUGGCAUACUACGUAGAUAAAGAAGAAACCAAGCUUAAAGGCGUGAUUUACUUCCAGGCCAUUGAAGAGGUUUACUAUGACCAUCUCCGCAGUGCAUUCAAGAGCCCCAGCCCCAAAAUGACCUUCUGCGUCAAGACCUAUGACCGACUCUUCUGCAUGGUAGCACCCACCUCGGAGGCGAUGCGCAUUUGGAUGGACGCUAUUGUUACAGCAGCAGAAGAGAAUGUUCGCUACUGAUGAGCAUCCCAUGCCGUAGACUACAAUUCAUGCUCAGCUAUGGACCUGGUGCUUCUCCCCAUGGAGCGUCCUUUGCUAAACUAUAGCUUGGCAUCAUGAUAGACAACGGGAGAGGCUUGACUAUGUUUCUGUUUGGUCAGAAUGCUGUUUGGUCCACCAAUAUUUGACAGGGUGAGAUUCUAGGUAAGAAGUGGGGCCUGUCCAUAUAUAGAAUUGCUGGCAGUGACUGUUCAUAACAAUUGCCAGAUUCUUCACAUCCGAGAAGACCAGAUGGAACAUUGAUGGUGUCUUUUCCAGCCACUUUUGUAAAGUAUGAUUUCAGUUCCAAGGAAUCUGAAUCAGAAGUUGUGUUUCUUGGACAGCAUCUUUGAGAAAAAGCAACAUAUCCUAAGAAAAGGGAGAAGGUUCUGUGAAUUUUAACUCCUAUAAGUCCAGGUUUUGGGUUUUGGAUCACAACUCUGAAAGACUGUUGUUUGAACCAUAGCCAUGGAAACCCAUAACGUCGGGCAAAUUAUAUCAUCUCGGCCUCAGAAUAAAGCAAUGGCAGAUUUGCUUUGACAAAUAAAUCUUACCAUGAAAAUUUAGGAGGGGGUCAGCAUAAAUGGGAGUUGACUUGAAAGCACGGAAGAACAAAGUGCAACUUGACGUAGAUAAAUGAAGCUUUGUCUUCCUGUUAGGAACCAUUGGAAGUCAACACAACAUUGUUUAUAUUUUUGCCACCACUUGCAACUUUUCCCAUUAUGUUUUGGCACAGUGCUUGUCUGGCCAAUGGAAGACUAUUGGAUGAUGUGUUCUUUGUGCUGGUCAUGGACCGUAAUACAGUUUUGUUGUUGUUGGAAGAUGUGGGAGAAACUUCCUACUGGGACUCCAACACCUUUCACCAAGUUCAGUGACCAUACUGUGUAUUUCUUCUUGUAUUUAUUGUGUGUUUUGGGUCUCUCUCUUUUGUGACUACCUGGGAAUACUGUUUUAAAAUAAGCACUCAGGUAUAAAAUGGUAGGCUAUUUAUUGUAUAAAGCUCUCUAGGAAAACACA